Gongylonema pulchrum is the source of this 1317-nucleotide messenger RNA. NCBI's taxonomy places the organism in Eukaryota, Metazoa, Nematoda, Chromadorea, Rhabditida, Gongylonematidae. The record is from the annotation of a GenBank genome assembly.
GAUGAUGUGCCACGAGUGGAAAUGCGCGAGUGGCGUUUACGACCAUUUAAUUACGAUAAUACGAUCAAUGCAAUGUUGACAUUGUUUGUAGUCACAACUGGAGAGGGAUGGCCUGGAAUCAGGCAAAACUCGAUGGACACAACUGAGGAAGACCAAGGGCCGUUGCCUUUCUACAGAGUCGAGAUGGCGCUGUUUUAUGUGAUGUUUUUCAUCGUUUUCCCAUUUUUCUUUGUGAACAUCUUUGUUGCCUUGAUUAUCAUCACAUUCCAAGAGCAAGGAGAGGCAGAACUAUCCGAAGGAGAUCUCGAUAAAAAUCAGGCAAGCGAAUGCUUCGGUACUAAAAAUUUGGGAAGCACAGGGAGCCAGUUUUAUUGCACUUCGUCUUUUCUGCUGUUCAUUUGGUCUUUUACUUUUUACAAGAAUUUGGAAGACUUCAAGUUAGUUCGAGCAUUACCGUUGGAUCCAAAGCAGUGCAUUGAUUUCGCACUGAAUGCUCGGCCACGAUCGUUGUUCAUGCCUGAAGACAAAAAUUCGAUGAAAUACCGUAUUUGGCGACUUGUCACCUCAACCCCUUUUGAGUACUUCAUUAUGGCGAUGAUCUGUUGCAAUACAAUCAUACUGAUGAUGAAGUUCCAUGGUAACUCCGAGUUUUAUGAAAAAAUUCUUCGCUUUUUCAAUACGGCGCUGACAGCAGUAUUUACGGUGGAAUCGAUCUUGAAAAUACUAGCUUUUGGUGUUCGGAAUUACUUUCGUGAUGGGUGGAAUCGUUUUGACUUCAUCACGGUAGUGGGCUCGAUAACGGAUGCACUGGUAACUGAGUUCGGUGGUCACUUUGUUUCGCUUGGAUUCUUGCGCCUGUUUCGUGCGGCUCGUUUAAUUCGCCUUCUGCAGCAAGGAUACACCAUUCGCAUUCUACUCUGGACCUUCGUUCAGUCCUUCAAGGCCUUACCAUAUGUUUGUUUACUCAUUGGUAUGCUAUUUUUUAUCUAUGCAAUAGUGGGAAUGCAGGUGUUCGGUAAUAUCUGGCUGGAUGCAACUACUGAGUACAACAGACACAAUAAUUUCCAAUCAUUUUUCAACUCAAUCAUUCUGCUUUUUCGGUGCUCCACAGGUGAAGCCUGGCAAGACAUCAUGAUGGCAUGUACUGCCUCGAAAUAUUGCGCAAAACCGAAUUCAUUUGAAAUAAACGUAGCAAAGGGACCGACAUGCGGCACACAAAUGUCCUAUGUUUAUUUCACAACUUUCGUCUUUUUGUCGUCCUUCUUGGUUCGUGCUUUUCAGUUACAUUUCCCUGCUCAUCUCUUAUCCCGACUUUGA